Messenger RNA from Mytilinidion resinicola, 739 nucleotides. RefSeq names its product NADH-ubiquinone oxidoreductase-like protein 21 kDa subunit. NCBI's taxonomy places the organism in Eukaryota, Fungi, Ascomycota, Dothideomycetes, Mytilinidiales, Mytilinidiaceae. The transcript has 4 exons. The record is from RefSeq and is a predicted model, not a curated record. Bases 16 to 576 code for a protein of 186 amino acids.
CCCCCAUCAACCGUCAUGGCUACCGAAGAGAGGACCACGCCAGUCGUGCCGCACAAGCAGAUCGAUGGAGACUACCCGCUCAUCGACAGUGACCCUCACUUCAAGCGAGUGGUGAAAUAUGCUCGGCCCUCCGACUGGGCUUACGGCGCCGGAUUCUCAGCCAUUGGUCCCGCGCUGAUGCUCUACUGGGAGCGAGUCUCCCCGUCCUAUGUCGGCAAAGGCGGUUUCGCACCCAUUAUGCGCCUAACGGGAGCAAUUGGUCUCACCGGCGGCUUUCUUUUAGUAUACUCCAAUUCCAUCCACCGCUUCUACGGCGCGAGCGAGAACCGACGGGAAAUCGACAUGGACAUGCGGGAGAUGGUGGACAGAGUCAAGGCGGGCGAGCCGCUGUACGGCAAAUCGUCGCUGUCGGAGCACUUGCAGGGCGUUGCAGCGCGCAACUCGAGAUACGCAGGCACCUUCAUUCACGUGCUUCCGUGGUUCAACUUUGUUAAUCACCCGCAUCAUGGUGUGGACACGGCGAAGUACUAUCGGCAGGCUGAGCGGGAGCUGGAGGAGGAGCGGACUAAGUCGUGAGGGGCAUUUCUGAGCUCUCUUCCCCAUUUCGGGUUUUUCGUUUGGUGCGUGGUUGUAAAUAAGUAUGUGCUAUCAAAUCUAAAAUGCCCAAAUGCAUCGCUCACAAUGCCGCCCUCCACUCUGGCGCGCUGUAUACAGCUAUUCAUGGGUAACUAUACGACAG